Varanus komodoensis (Komodo dragon) is the source of this 5972-nucleotide messenger RNA. It is a transcript of the gene FAM204A, whose product is annotated as family with sequence similarity 204 member A. The coding region runs from base 241 to 972 and encodes 243 amino acids. Lineage: Eukaryota; Metazoa; Chordata; Lepidosauria; Squamata; Varanidae. The record is from RefSeq and is a predicted model, not a curated record. The transcript has 8 exons.
UUACAGGUUAUUGGCAAAGGGCAGUGUCCAUCAGUAGGAAGUUGUGCCGGAAUACAAAGCUCAGCCUGCCACACCCCUUCCUUGGAAAAAUCAACAUCUGAGAGCGGUAUUCGCUAGUACUGGUGUUUGUAUUUUACUUCUAUCCAGCUGUAGUACAAGAGGAGUGAGAGCAAAGCUGUUCGGAUCAGGCAUUCAUCUGUUCUGGUUCGUUGUGGUUUGUUAGUGAACACUUCCUAGAAGAUGUGGAGUGGUCUGUUACCCCCUGGUGUGAAUGAAAGUGAUGUUGAUACAAGUUCUGAUGAUGAAGAAAUAUUGGAUGGUCCUGGAUCAAUCUUAAAGGAGGAAAGAAAACAAAAGAACUUUAAGGGCACCCAGACUUCUGACUCAGAAAUACAGGGACUCAAAAGUGUCACUGAAACCAAAUCUGUUUCUGCAGCAGAUGAAGUGCAGAAAUCCCAAGCAUGUCCUUCUGGAGUUUCUUUAGAAGUGUGGAAUAAAUUUCAGAGUCUACAACAGAAAAACAUUGAAAUGAAAAUCCAAGUUAAAAAUCAGAAAGAUAGACAACGAAAGAGAAAGCAUUCCAGAAAAGCUAAAUUGAAGAAAAAUGUCCAAGUAACUGAAAGCCAACCAUCCAUGAUGGAAAGUCAAUUGAAAGAGUUGACUCAGUAUUUUGGAAUCAAUGAUAGAUUUAAACCACUUGCAAGUAAAGAAGCCCCUCCAAAGUCUGGCCUUGAAAUCAGCAUAGACAGAUCAUUGGCAGAAGGAGAUAUUGCACAAGCUGAGAAACUAAGUGAUAGAUUAGCUACUCGAGAACUUGGCGUGAAAAUUACCAAAGCUGUUGCUUGCCGAAACUUUGUGAAAGCAAAGCAAGAUGCGGAGGCUUCUCAAGAAGCUCGAAAGAAAAAGAAGCUUGCGUGGGGAUUUGAAGCCAAGAAAAGAUGGGAAACAAAAAGCAACAUGGGAUAUAUGUAGUUAGUGUGCCUUGCAAGGGAGAAAACAUUUUAAAGUAGAGGGAAAAGCUUUGUUAAUACUGAAGAUACAUAAAUUAUAUUUUCCUUGUUUCUUAUUUGCAUUAUUUGUGCAGCUGGAGAAAUCACUGUGGAGUAAUUUAGGCUUCCAUUCCAUACUUUGUUAAGUAUUGCUAAAUAUAGCCCAGAUAUCCUACCUUCAGCCCCUGAUAUGUUUCCAAUUUAUUCCCUUUCACAGAUUCUCAGGAUUUAGGCUCUCUUGUUUGAUAUGGCACUAUUAAAAAUAUAAUCUUGAAAAAGUGAGAAUUUAUUCAAUUAUUCAUUGGUAUGAGAAGCUAUCUUUACUAAAUUCAAAAUACCAUGUUUGGAACCCCUUGGUCUUUAAUAAUGAGACCAAUAGCAAUGAGAUUCCUUCAAUGAAACUUCAAGAAAGUGUGCAGUCUCACAGGUUGCAUCUUCCGCUUUCAUAAGCUCCUAAACUCGAGCAGGUAUGGUCAUACUGUGCAGGGUGGGAGGAGGAAUGGAGACCUUUUCUGUUAAACGGGCUUUUUAUGCUCCCCUUCCUACAUGGACUCUGAAAAGGGACUCCUCCUAAAUAGACUCAUCUCAUGAAGAUGAUUCAGAAGUUGUGGGAGAGGGGCUGGCACAGCCUCAAGAUAGCUAGUGUAAUGGCUUUGUCUCUUCCCCACCCUGCCCACUGAAAUACACCCUUCUCACCUCUCCAAAAUGACUUUCCCAGCCUCUGAGGACAACCAGCAUGGUUCUUUCUGCAGCAGCUGUGAGAGCAAAGGGCAUCAAAUUUCCCAUACCCCUCUCUGAAUUCAGAUGCUACCUGAAUUUGGAGCUAGGAAUCCAAACUAUUCAUUGGCCCCCUCAGACAAUGUUUAGGAGCUACAGGAUUGCUCCUUAAAUUAGCACUGUUUCCCCCUUCAAGCUUCAGCAAAUGUCUGUCACCUGUGUGCGAUGGAAACUGAUAAAUUUCCCAUACUGUUAAGCAAGAUGGAAUAUUUCAUGCACAAGGAAUGAUAUUAAAGUAAUGGUGAUUUAUUGUAUUUGAGUAGUGUGCACUAAAACAUUGUGCCAGGAAAUAGUAAUUUCAAGGUUUAUGACAGGUCUUGAGUUUUGCAUCCUAAUAUGGAAUAGUUCGUUCUUGUUUGGUAGCCCUGAGGAUGUUUGAUCUCCCUCCCCAAUAUGGAACACUAUAUUUCACAUAGAUGAUAAUUUGCAGUACAGUAAUCUAGAUUCAACUAUAAUUAGUUAUAUUGACAGUCAAACAGACAGCAGAGUCUGUAAAUCACUGGGCAAACAGGUUUCUACCAUGCAGCCCCAUAAAUCUAUGAAGUCUUUAUUCUGUAUCCCGAGACUAUUUGAAGAGAGGCUUUUGUAUAGUAAGGAGGGAUUCAGGUAUUUCUUAACCUCAUAGUAUUGUUACAAAUAAGCUCAUUAUAUUAGGUUAAAUAGUGCAUUAGCCAAUUAACAUUGGCAUAUUGUGGGACAUUGAUACUUGAACACAUUGUAUGAAGGAUUUCAUGUCCCAUCUCUGUUUGUUCCAUAUUUAACAUAUUGGAAUUUCAAUUAAACCCAAUUUUAUUUGCCUCCAUUUGGAAAAACAACCAGACUAUAUGGGUUCCUUUAUUGCUGGCAAACAGCUCGCUGUUUCAGUAUUCCAAGCUGAUGCUGUGCACACUUGUAUGUAAAGAAAGAUGUUUAGAUGCUUGGAAGUAUGUAUAAUAACUUAUGGAUGUUGUAGCCAGGUUGCCGCCAUGUCAAGUAGUCCUUGACUGUUCAACAUAAUUGUGAACAAUUAUGUUGCUAGUGUUGCUUCUACCAUACUUCCCCAACAAGGAUGGAGUUGCUCUGUCAGUUCUGAGCUUAGAUGCACCAGCAAGUUUCCCAAUUCUGUGCAGUCAACUAAAAUCUUGUUGCACUGAAUUUGGAAGGUAACCAUACAUGUUGAUGUUACGUGUCUGUGUGGUGGGGUCACCAUUAGACAUGACAGGUGAGUUCAUCCAGGGGAAUAGUUCACUAUAGUUAACUGCUAGCCAAAUGGAAUGCAUCACUGCAUUGUAGUACAGUAUUCUGAUAUGUUGCAUUGUCAAGGUUUAAGAAUAGGUACUUCAUGGACACUGGCAUACCAAGCUGCUCUCUGGUUAACAUUGCCUCCCAUUCAAAGUUAUCUCCCAAAGUUCAGUAUUUCUUUGAUAUGAGCUAAGUUGAAAUAGUGCGAAAACUUACUGGUGGCAGCAAGCACUGCUGUUGACCACUUAAAAAUUAUUUUAAAAAUACAUACAUACAUAUAUUUUGUUUGUGUGAUAUGUUUUAACCAGAAGUACUCCAGAGUGAGGGCAGGAAGCAUCUGAUUUGUCUUUCUUCUGUCACUCUCCUGGCCUCAUUCUACAAUACUAUUUCUGAAAUGGUCAACAUUUAUUAUGAGAACGCAAUAGGACACCAAGGCUAAAUUGGUAGCAGUGGAAGAAGGGGAGAAUUGCCACUGGCAACAGGAAAACAAACUACACCAGCAAAAAAAGUGAGAAGUUGAACAGUUUCAUGAAAACACUCCCCAAUGUCAACCUUCAAGCUGAAAAAUCCUAAAAAGAGCACACAUCAGCACAACUGACAUAAACUUCAUGAGGAAGGUAACAUUCUUCUCUAAGGAAUGGAAAAAUAGAUGAGAUCUGUAGAUUCAGAUCAUAAAAUAGCCAAAUGAAGUCAGUUGAUCAGAUGAGGAGGGUGCUUUCUCUGAAAGUAACCUGGGCAUAGUCAAAGUUACAAGGAAGCAUCUCAUGAGUUCUUAGAUGACGGAGCUACUUUAAUUGACAUGCCAUUACUGCUGUGUUCCUAAGAUGUUGCAAAUUGUAUACUAAAAAAGCCUUAGGGAUUUUGUGAAUCAGGCAAUUAUAGAUUUCAGGAAUUAGCCAAUUUGGGGCAUGACUUUAUAAAUGAAAUACCUUGCUUAUUUCACAAAAGUAGAAACUACACAAAUGAAGGUUGAAUUUUUUGCUGAUAGACUCAUCUGGGUGUAUGGGCCAUAUAUAGAGUUGCUUUGGUGCUGUUUUGUGUUCUCUUAGUAAAUGUGAUCAUUCCAGAAAUACUACUACCUACUGGUGGAGGUUUUAGUUUCUACAGGGAUGUAAUAACUGAUUCUGCAGAAUCAGUGGUCUGUAUAGAAAGGCAAAACUUGGAAUGCUUUUAAAAGACACUGUUUUGUAUUGAUAUACAUUGUACAUAUAAUCAUUUAAGUUUUUAAACAUAAUUAUUUGAAACAUCCAGGCAUAAGUAAUGGGAUAUUCAGCACAUUUACUUUGGUUCAUUUCUGUAUAAAAUACAAGCAUUACAGAUGUUUAUUCUUGGGACUUUCAUUUAGAAUGUCUAAUAACAUUUUAAAACAUGUAAAAGAUAACUUACACAAUGGAAAUAUUCUAGUAUAGACAUUAUUGUAUGAUUUCAGUUCAGGGCUAUAGAGAAUACUUUUUAUUACUAUCAUUAGCUAUGCCAAAACAACAGUUAAAUUUGGAAACAAAAGAUUUCUCUGCUAGGUGGCUAGCCUUUACUGGUAUGACAACCCAGCUUGCUUUUAAACAUGAAAGUUCCAUUGAGUGAUGUACCUGCCAUUUUUAAGCCUAAGAGUGACCAGUAGCAAGAUCUGUGGGAAGACCUGACGAGCUUCUUGAGUUGAACCCAUCCUUCAGUUGUAGCCAAAUGCAUACAAUAAGAACUGAAGGAGGAAGUGCUCUUGCUUUGGGCACAUGGUUCCUUCCUAUUGAGGGGCAGGAGGAUGCCUAACUAUGUGAACGCCUUGCAGUGUUCUCUUCCAUUUUAAACACAAAGUGCUCAUUGUUCACAAGUGUUCAACAGGCCUUCCUGCACACUUGGUUCCCUGCCCUAAACACAACUUCCAUUCUGUGUGACAAGCCUGAUUCAGCUUUCUGACCUGUUUGUAAGACUGAAUUAUUGGGAGCAAGUUGAAGAUGAAAGUACUCUGUAUUUACACUUAAGCUCAUGUGCACCAUAAUAUAGCAUAGCUAUUACUGGAGGAUAAUUGUUAAUAGGCCUGCUACCAAGAUAGACAUUUAUUUCUCUUUCAGAACUAAAAAAACACAGGAAAUCUGUGGCUAAAGGCAAGCACGGGUUUUAAGGCAAUCAUUUCCAUUUCUAGAAAGAGGUGAGGAAAGAUAACCUGUGCUGCUCUGGAAGUUACUCAGUUAUCAUAUGACACUCCAAUUUGGAACAGAGCUUUGUUGGGAAUUGAAACAGUUCAAAAUAUAUUGUUUAGAUCAUGCCUGAUCUAUUUCAGUUGGAAACUGAUAUAUGUUCUAUACUAAACUGUCUGGGGUUUAUUAUGUUAAAUUAUUGGCUGAUAUUACAGUUCUUGAACAAUUCUAGACUCCAUCAUAUUUAAAGUACUUGCCCUAUCAUGACCUUUUGAAUAAUGAUUCUUGGUUGGCUCAGUUUCACAAAACAAUAUGGACGUGAAUUCAUUGAUUUUCAGAGGAUUCCUUUUGGAGUAAGGCUAUUCAAGGGUAAAGGCCACUGUAAAAACUAGACAUACUGAAUUUUAAGAUGAUCUAACAUUGUCAGGCUCCUGGGACUCUAUCCACUUAUUUUUCUCUUGAAGCUGCCUGUAAAGCAAACAGAUUAUCUAUUGGAGGUUUAUUCCCUUAACUUAGAGCAAGUAUUUAUAUCAUUCUGCUUUCAAUUGAUGCAUUCUAUUAGGGAUACUAUAGUAAUGUCUUACAGUCUAAAAAGAUUUGUCCAUCUUUUUAGAGAUGAUAAAACUUAACUGAUAUAACUGAUAACAUACUUGUAAAGAUACUAGUUGAUAUUCAAAACUAAGGAUAGUUAGGAUCUAAAUUUGUUAAACUUUAACAGUGAUGAAAUGGUUUUAUUGCAACAAGCCACAUUAUUAGUUUUAUUAUUUUUCAAUACAUGUCCUUGAUUAUGUGCAUUUUCAUCUGUCUGAAUGUGUAAUAUUCAAUACAAUAAAAUUGGCAUGACUCAACUUGA